This is a messenger RNA of Aspergillus aculeatinus CBS 121060, 641 nucleotides long. RefSeq lists its product as uncharacterized. Bases 312 to 641 code for a protein of 109 amino acids. NCBI's taxonomy places the organism in Eukaryota, Fungi, Ascomycota, Eurotiomycetes, Eurotiales, Aspergillaceae. The transcript has 3 exons. The record is from RefSeq and is a predicted model, not a curated record.
GUCUGAUCACGACUUGCUCUCUUUGUUGAUUUUCUGGUUUUCUUUCUCUGUUCUGCUCUCUAAACCUGUUCUCGUAGGAAAGCACCCCCACCAGUCCUACUGAGUCUACCUCUGGACCAGCACGAUAGGCCGACUCAUCGAGGGGCGAAAAGCGCGCCAUCAUGUGAAGUGGGCAGUGAUCGUGACCUGGCACUCAGUCCGUUUCACCUACAGCGAACCCAAACCCGUCGCUCCGAGAACUGCAACGACUGCAACGAUCAGUGAUUAUUGGGGAGGCCGGGACCAAGGUCCGCAAUGAAUUGACAGACACAAUGGAUCAAGCCGGAGUCGCCCGGUCCAUCCCCCGUCAGACGUUUUCAACCUGCAUUUCACCUCAGUCUUAUCGCUUCACCGGCCAAGCAAUACGUCUACGGCCCGAAGAGACUCAAAUGCGCGACUCAAGACGAGGAUGGGGGGUCGUCGACAUGAUGCUGAUUCCGCACGGAAAUACCGGAGUGAUUUCGGUCACGUUUGUGGUGGGCUUGGAUGAAUCCGACUCGAAACGUGCGGUGACGGAGGGCAGAGUCAUCCUCACACCGUGGCCCAGCUGGUUGGCCCGCGCCGAUUUCUGCCCCAGUGGCUUUGCCAUGCAGAAGGGGUAG